Molecule: messenger RNA, 5677 nt
Organism: Equus quagga
Lineage: Eukaryota; Metazoa; Chordata; Mammalia; Perissodactyla; Equidae
Product: putative protein C3P1
Exons: 21
Coding region: 4190-5554 (454 amino acids)
Molecular function (GO): endopeptidase inhibitor activity
Source: RefSeq, a predicted model, not a curated record
GGAAGGACACCCCCCCUGCCACUCUGGCUCCCAAGGUGGGAGGCGGCUGGAACACUGCUCAGUGCCGCUGUCCACAGCCCCCAGUGGAAGCUUGACUGAGAAGGGAGGAGCAGCUCCCUUUCCCCUCAUUGAAUUUAUGGGGAUUCCGCCCCCCCCGCCCCGGUCCAUUUAGAUAUUAACUCAGCUGGGACAGGCCAAACAAACAGACCAGAGCUGGGCUGACAAGAGGACAGGCCCCUGUGACCUGGGGCCCCACGUCAUCCUCCCACUGCCAUGGAUGUGCCCUGGCCCCUGGGGCUGCUUCUAGUCCUCUUGGGGACCCCCCUCACCCAUGCUGAGCCGCUGUGAGUCUGGAGGCCUGAGGGGACUCUGCCAGCUGCCUGCACAUCUGCCGUCUGCAUGAGUCCCUGUGUGCGACCCCGUCUGUCUCCGCCGUGGCUUCCCCACCUUGAGUCCCUCCGUGCUCCUGUUUGUCUGCUGGCAGGUACAUCCUGGUGACCCCCCGAGUGCUACGGGUCGGCAGCCCCCAGAACAUCCACGUGCAAGCUCACUCCGACUGUGGGCAGCCCCUCACCGGUCCCCUGGAGGUGAACCUCAUGGUGUGGGACUUUCCCAUGAAGAGGACAGUGGUGGCUACUAGCCAGCUCAUGCUGUCGCAGGAAAAUAACUUUAUGGUCCAGGCACCGGUGACGGGUCUUUCCUCCUCCUCCAGUUCAAUACCGGGUGUUUACCGUGAACCACAGGAUGGGUCCCGUGACCAGGACAUUCACUCUGGACAUCAAGAACCCAGACGGGAUCACUGUGAUGAGCCAGGAUCUGCAGGCCAACAGAGGUUUCUUCGUGAGCUCCUUCCGCCCGCCUCCCAGAGCUCAUCAGGUGCCCCGCCCCCCCGGGAGGCCCAGGGCUGGGAGGAUGGAGGCUCUUCUUCUCAGUCUCCGUCCCUCCUAACUCUCUGUGCCUCAGUCUUGGGACCUGGAGCAUAGAAGCCAGUUACCAGAGUGCGGCCAGGCAGAAGUUCAAGGCAGCCUUUGACGUGAAGGAAUAUGUGCUCCCGUCCUUUGAGGUCCAGCUGAAGCCAAACAAGACUUUCUUCAGCCUCAAUGAUGAGGCUCUGGGCGUGGACAUCUGGGCCUGGUGAGUCCCCUUUGGCCCAGCCUGGCCAGAGGACGAGGCACGCCAAGAAACUGAAUGAGUAGAGAGAAGCGGACCACUUCUGUAGCCCUUAGGAUCUCAGAAGGCCAGGGCCACGUCUCCCUCCGGAGGAACAUGCUGAUGGAUGCAUGCCAAGGCCCAGAAAAGGACUUCAAGGAGAUCUCAAUCUUUGUCAAUGUCACUGUGUUCUCUUCAGGUUUUGGUCUCAAAUCCUGAUGGGUCUCCAGCCUCCAAAGUCCUCGUCCACUGCCAAGAACACAAAGUGUACACUUCGUCCAAUGGGGAGGCCACUCGGUCAUCAACACACGUGGAGAUCUGGACAAGCUGCCUAUCGUGGUGGAGACAGAUGAGUCUCUCCAGUCCGGGGAAAAGGCUUCAGCCACCAUGACAGCUUGGCCCUACUCAACUCAGGACAGGUCAGAGAACUUCCUGUACAUCGAGGUGAAGACAUUGGGCACAGAAGUUGGCAGCAACUUGCAGCUAAGCCUCAACACAAACCAUCGGGACUCGACAACCAAGGAUGAGAUCGCUUACUUCACCAUCCUGGUCAGGGGCUAGGACCGGGACCUGAGUCAAGGAAUUCUUUCCCUGGAACACUCUUGGCUAGCUGGGUUGGAGGAACUGUGAUCAGUGGUGUGAAGGUCCUGAGUAAGGGCCAGAUCAUGUAUGCCAAACGUCAGCCAAAAAGUCUUCAGAGUGCCCUCACAUCAGCUAGCAUUCUUGUGGCUUCAAAGAUGCUGCCCUCCUUCUGCAUCCUGGCCUUUUAUUUGCUGCCCAGAGCAACCAGCCAGGACCCUGAACUUGUGGCCGAUUCCGUAUGGAUUGAUGUGAAUGACACAUGCAUGGGGAUGGUGAGCCAGACUCCCUAAGUUGCACAUCACUAUCAAAGAGCUGAGGAGAGGGCAUGUCAAAGUUCAAGGACUCCCAGUCUGGGGGCAGACGAGAGGAAGUGGAAGAGAUGUGGCCUUAAAAGCUCAACCUAGGGCGUGGAGAAGAUACAAGUAAAUGCAUGGGGUUGAGAUUGGCCUGGUGGAGUUCUCUGAUGCAUGGACAUGAAAGUGGAAGCCCCUUGAUAGACUAUGAGUCCCUCUCCCUGACUUCUCUCUUUUUCCUGGCUCAGCUGAAGGUUGGCUUGAAAAAUGACAAACGUCCCCAGAUUUUGGAGCCCAACAGCCGGGUGGAGGUGAAGGUGACAGGUGAUGCAGAGGCCACGGUGGGGCUGGUGUCUGUGGACAAGGCUGUCUAUGUCUUGAACAGCAAACACAAGCUCACACAGAAGAAGGUCUGGGAAGUGGUAGAGGAACACGACAUUGGCUGCACCGCAGGCGGUGGGAAAGACAGACUUGCUGUAUUCAAGGACGCUGGAUUGGACAUGAAGAUGAGCACAGGGAUGGACACCCUAGCAAGUUCAGAGUGGGACUGCCCCUGGAGCCCCCCUCCUACCCGCCACCGCUGCUCCCUGAAGAGGAAUGCAGGUCAGAGGGGAUGCGCCCCUCGUGGCUCCCUAACCUACUGUAUUCAUCAAGGCUUAGAACAGAGAUGAAACCACUGUAGGUACUUCAAGCAGGGAGGGAGGUAUUUAACGAGGGGAGUUUGGUGCUUUCAAAGUCAUCAGAUGGGCAACAGGAGUAAAAGUUGGAAGGUUGCUUGCUGGGACUCAAGAUCACCCCACCACAGUUCUUGCAAAUCGUGAAAUCUCAGGAACCUGCAACCGAUAUCUCUCAUGGGGCUGACGAGUAGAUGGUGGAACAUGGAAUUGUGCCCAUUGCAAAGACACGCAUAGACUGAAGCCCACCCAUCACCUAUUGCUGCUGCAGGGAAAAUGGCCUUCACAUCUUUCUAGCUUUCAAAUCGUACACAAGAGCAUCUUGGUGGCAGAAUCUAACUCCAUCGAGAACCCCAGCAGCAAGGGAGUCUGGGAAAUGUAGUUUUUAGACGUCUAGCCUCUGGGAUACAGGAGGGAAUGUAGAUGAAAGGAGACAGGAGUGCUGAGUAUGAAUGAAUAGGAUGUAGCAAUCCUGCCACACCCGAGGCCAGGGUGUGGACCGGAACAGGAAGCUCUGAGCCCGGAGUUCAAGGAACAUGGGAAGCAGUACUGGGUGGCGUUCGCUGAAUGGAUUCUAUCAAUAUUAGAUUUUUCAGUCUCUUUGAGCAAUGCUGGUGAUUCUGUGGAUCUAAAUAAAAGGACAGUAAGUGGACUCUAAUGAAGAUUGAGGUAAAACCCUAAUUCUAAUUUCCAUAUCAAAACUCAUGCUAACCUUCUGGGAAAAGUUUAGAAAAACUGUGGUUUUGUUUAUGGUAAUGAUCAGCGAUAUUAUUUAACUACAGGUGUUCUAAUCUUGUGAUGGGGUGGAAAUGAGAUUUUUUAAUUGCCAUAGUAUUUUUAUCUUUAAGCACAUCCCUUCAGUUGGCUAAUUUAGAAGGAUUCCACUUGACAUCAUGCUUAACAGCAAGUUUUAUGUUUUCAUUUAAAAUAUAUAUAUAAUGGAAAUUGGGAGUCAAAAUGGCAUCUUGGGGGAUUACCAAUCCCUGUCAAAAAAGAAGAAGGAAGAGGAGGAAGAAGAAGCAAAAAGAAGCAGCAUGAAUUCUGGUCCCAUCUUUGCCACUUGUGAGCUGUGUGGCCUGGGCCAGUGAAUGGACCUCUCUGUUGCUCACCCUCCUCAUCAGAACUCACCACAUGGGUUCAGUGUUGGGGAAGGCCCAGGCAAAGUGCCAGGACCAGCAUCUGCCAGAGCUGGGGCUAAAUAGAGGCCAGGUGUACACGGCAUUGGGGUGGAUGGGUCCCAGCUCCCUCAGGUCUCUCUCAGCCCCUCCUCUGUCCCUCUAACCCUGGCCCACAGUGAAUAAGUUUGAGACAGAGCUGGAGUGAAAGUGCUGUGAGGCUGGGCUCCGGGAGAGCCCAGUGGGACUGUCGCGUGAGGAGAGGACCCGACACGUCCACCACGGGCCAGCCUGCGUCGCCGCUUUCCCGAGCUGCUGCCAUCUGUCUGAGGCCCUGACUCAGGAGGCCCGAGAGGAGCAGCUGCUUCUGGGGACAAUGGAUGAAGACAAAGACUUUGAUGACAUCUUCCUGGACGACCUGCCCGUCCGGACCUGGUUCCCUGACAGUUGGCUCUGGAGGAAGAUUACUCUGCCAGAAAGUGGAUCAGGGCAGCACAAACUCACUGAUGUCCCCCCAACGCCCGCCGCCGCCCUGCCCCCGGCUUCCGGCAGCAUCUUGCACAGCAGCAUUCUCGUGAACGUGCCUGACUCCAUCAGCACGUGGCAGUUGGUGGCCGUCAGCCUCAAGGCUGGACAAGGUCUCUGCGUCUCGGGUCCCUUUGAGUUGACAGUCAAGAAAGAGUUCUUUGUGGAUCUUAAGCUGCCCUCUUCUGUGAUCAGGAACGAGCAAGUCCAGAUCCAAGCCAUGCUGUACAAUUUCAGGGCCCGCCAGGCCAAGGUCUGCGUGGAGUUCCCCUACAAGGAGCUACUCUGCAGCGCUUCAAGGCGGGAAGCCCCAUACCGCCAGGUGGUGGUUGUGCCCCCUACUUCCUCCAAGACAGUGCUCUUCGUGCUUCUCCCACUCAAGAUAGGCAAAGUGGAUGUGGAGGUCAAGGUUUUGGGCCUCAGGAUCCAGGAUCACGUGAAGAAGACGCUCCUGGUCCAGGCAGGAGGGUGGACAGAGCUGCUCUCCCACAGCAUCCUCCUGAACCCCCAAGGUCAGACCCAGACAGAACUGGUGCCAAAAAAGGACAUUUUGAACCAGAUGCCCGAUACAGAGGCCGAAGUGUUUGUCAGUGUCCAAGGUGACAUCCUUGGCAAGACCAUCCUGGGCAGCCUGACACCCACAGAAACACAGCAGCUGCUGAGGCUCCCGAGGAGCUGCCCUGAGCAGAUGCUGAGCUCCCUGGCGCCCAUGAUCAUCCUGACCUGCUACCUGGAUGCCACGGGCCAGUGGGACAAGGUCGGGGUGGAGCACAGGACCCAGGUGAUGAAGAACAUUGUCAGCGGUUACACUCAGAUGCUGACCCACAGGCUUCAUGACGGCUCCUACCACUCCAGCAAGGGCAGCCGCGGAAGCACCUGGCUAACGAGCUAUGUCUUCCGGGUCUUCACCCUGGCCUACCACACCGCGACCGUGACCACGAUCAACAUGCACACUCUCUGUGCCGUUGCCAACUGGAUCAUCACCCGGAGGCAGGCAGAGGACGGGCGCUUCUUGGAGAAGGGCCCUGUGAUCAUGGCGUCCAUGCAGAAUUUGAUUGCCAGCAUGAAGAAAGCCAGUGACUUCCUGGAACAACGCCUCCCCAGCAUUCAGACAACCUUUGCCAUAGCCAUAGUCUCCCAUGCUCUGGCCCCCACCAACAGCCCCAAAGCCAAUGGCUGCCUGGACAUCUUUGCCAGCCAUGCCACUGGCCAGUGAACGACUCAGACAAGAACUCCCUGUACACCAUUGAGGCCACGGCCUACGCGCUGAUGCAGAAGCUGGAGCUGGGUCGGCACAAUGAGACGUACGCCGUCAUCAAGUGGCUCCUGGAGAAGAGGG